Westerdykella ornata is the source of this 1714-nucleotide messenger RNA. RefSeq lists its product as uncharacterized. The record is from RefSeq and is a predicted model, not a curated record. Gene Ontology annotation, cellular component: RNA polymerase I core factor complex; RNA polymerase transcription factor SL1 complex. Gene Ontology annotation, biological process: RNA polymerase I preinitiation complex assembly; nucleolar large rRNA transcription by RNA polymerase I. NCBI's taxonomy places the organism in Eukaryota, Fungi, Ascomycota, Dothideomycetes, Pleosporales, Sporormiaceae. Bases 85 to 1692 code for a protein of 535 amino acids. Gene Ontology annotation, molecular function: RNA polymerase I core promoter sequence-specific DNA binding. The transcript has 3 exons.
UCUCUGUCUUAUGUUGCAAGCGGACCAUACCUCUGCAGAACAGCUAAUCAAAAGUUUCCGAUCUGAUUUACCUAGUCCAAUACUAUGGAAACAGGCUCUGGUAGAACAAAGGGCCCAGUGUGCGGCAUUGAGAACUGUCGCUCAAGGUGGUAUGAAGUGGGCGAAGACGGGUACCAAUAUUGCCAGAACGGCCAUCGCAAAGGCGAGCUAAUAGUCGGUGUUGACGAGCUCGACUUCAACACCGCACGACGGACGACCACAAGGAAGAAGAGAGAUGACGAGGACACUGGGAAGCAGAAAAAUUACUUCACAAGCCAUCAAGCGGUGGAUCUAUAUCUCAAAAGCCUCCAGCUGAUCCUGCGGCACCAGCUAUGGUACCUGGUCCGAGAGAAACGCCUACCGGAAGAGUUGGAGACCGUGGUAUCCGACCUGUGGGCUCUCAGGAUCCUGCAACUAGAAAACCAAAUCGGAGAGAGUCAACAGUACGAGUCCGAGUCGCAAAAUUUCAGCGCCUCGGAGAAUGAAUCCGAGUUGGAGAGGGAGACGGUGAAAUCACGUCAUAGAGAGAAGAAGCUGAAGACUACGCCGACUUUGCUUGACAGCUUAGCACUGUGCUACCUGGGAAUUAGCACUCUACGACUACCAAUCACGACGGGUGAUAUAUACGACUGGAUCACCAAUGGGCAGAUGCCUUAUAAAAGAGCGAUAAAACAUAUACCCCCGGCUAUGAGAGAGAAGCUACCCUCGAGUUAUCACGCAAUGCUAGAUCCGGACGCGCCACUGAAAUAUGAGCGCUUCCACUCGACAUUGAAUGAUCUGAAGAUCAGCCUCCAGCGAGAAUACGGCGUGAUCUGGCCGGCUCUGAACCGUCCCCUCCUGCUCUAUCGAUUAUUGAAGGAUCUAGCCUUACCUUUGGAAGUAUACGAUGGCACUGUCCGAUUAGCAAGGUAUUUGAACUACAACUUUACCAUGGGCACCGAUGGCACGGGCAAAAUCACCAUACGCCACGUCCCCGAAGCGCAACUAGCGGCUUGCUUCACCAUCUGCGUGAAGCUCUUCUACCCUUUCGACGCCAUCCAACGUUACCCCAGAACCUCGUCCGAGCCAGCCGCCGUCCGCAUCGAUUGGGAUCACUGGUACGAGCAUCUUUCAUCAACAAGAGCGGCGGCCGCGAGACGCGCCAUGCAGUUCUACACGCCCGAAGAACUGAGUGGCUUGCAGGAGAAAGACGUCUUCUCCAUGUCCGAAACCCAGCUCGACCAGUAUCUGGACUGGUAUCAUGAGACGUUCAUCGACGAGACGAGGACGGACCAGAAUGCGGAAAGUGACUACCGCAGAGCGCUGCACAGUAUGUUCCCGGUUGGGGGAACCCCUGCUUCACAAUGGAGCGAGCGAAUGCCGCCGGAACCGGGUGAGCAGGAGAAGCUGGAUGUCGUCAGAGAGAUUCACGGUGUACAGGUGCCGGUCAUGGUGGUAGAAGAUGGGAACCAGCAAGCGGGUAUUGUGCGCCCUGGAGAGCGGUACACGCAGUAUAAAACGGUGGAGGACUUGCCGCAACAGGCGAGGCGGUUCUACGAGCAGGUGGGGAGAAUCAUGGGGCUGUCGGUGGAGAUGCUGGUUCACGCUGUUGUGGUUGCUGAGAGGAGGCUGGCGAAGAUUCAGGCUCAGCAGAAGCAGGAGAGGAAUGUAUGAAUCAAUAUACUUGUAUCAUGGC